This is a messenger RNA of Paraglomus occultum, 1839 nucleotides long. The record is from the annotation of a GenBank genome assembly. NCBI's taxonomy places the organism in Eukaryota, Fungi, Glomeromycota, Glomeromycetes, Paraglomerales, Paraglomeraceae.
AUGAUUGAACAGGCGAUGGAUUCUGUAGCUGACUCAUCUUCGCCAAUUUCCGUUUCCCCACAUGUGUCGCCAACAUGUUCAUCGAUCGAUCAAAGCGAAAUGGACGUUGAAUUUAAUAAAGCGAGCGACAUUGAAGCGCGAGAUAUUUCUCAAUAUUCGGAUUUUGUAUUCCACGAGUACAUUGAUCAAUUCGAAGAUAAUUACUACGAUAAUACCAAAAGUUACACUCCCGCAUUCGCCCAAACUCCAAUUGAAGAUACUUAUGUUAUUCCAAUGAUCGAACAGCAGCCUGUUUGCACCACAACCCAGUCAAGCUAUCUAACAUUUCAACAACCACAUCAACAAAUGCCCGUUCUGUUACCAGCAACUUUGAUUCAAAAUUACAUACUUUGUCCGAUAACCAAUUCUUCCUCAAUAUUAUCAAGCGAUUUCUUUAACACAUCUGCUGCCACCUUUUUUACGUCACCUCUAACCAAAACUGCAUCUUCAGCCAUAUUUAAUCCAUUAAUUCUCGCGUCACAACAAACACAGCAGUCUUUGAACGAAAUAGAUAAAAAUGCAAGAAUAGAAUUAAAGAGGAAAAGGUCUGGACACGUAGAGGCAAACAAACGCUUGCAAAAUGCAACAUUGGCUGAAAACAAGGAGUUUGAGAAAAGAUUGCAUGACGCGUUAGAACAAGAAAAACAACCAUCAUUUCAAGAAAAUAAUAUUCAAGCCGAGAUGCUCAACUCUCAAGAAGGAUCGAAUUCAUUACAGGCUCCAACUCUAUUCGAGAGUACGCACGCAAUGCUUAGCAAACAACAAACGACACUUUCUUCAAAUGUUACAUCACCUUCCACACCUUCUUUUUCUUGCGGGGACUGUCCCACAUCUUGUAUAUUCACUAUAGACAACGACUUAAGCAUAUCACUUGCUCAUAGAGAUAAUCGCAUCACCGAUGAAACGGAUAAAACUUGUCUUGAUGGAAAGACUGAGGACAAAAAUGAGGAAAAGCAACAGGAGAACGAAGAGAUUUCGAGAAAAGAAAAAGACGAAUAUGAUCAUUUGAGCAGUGAAAGUGACGUGACCAAGUCCGAGUUGAAAGAUAAUGCGUUUAACCAAUUGGACAUACGUGAUAUCGCGGAUAACAAUAACUUAAGUGGUUGUAUUUCGGACGGUGGCUCAAAUCACAUAGAGGUAGAUUUUCCUAGUCUACAUUUGCUCGGUAAGCGCGUACACCCAAUACGUCUGUCUGUUUCCAUCCUCGCUACGUACUUUUUCAUCGUCUUAAUAAUGAUUCCUCUUUUAAACACGUCAAUAGCAUCCUCACUACGGACAUCAUCGUCCACACCGCCAUUCCCUAUCGUUCCAUUCUCUCCUUCUAUUUCUGUUACAAAAUCCCCAAAGACACCAUCGAAAAUAACACCAACGGCAUCAUUGACGGACGCUCAACCACGCAAGCAAGUGCUCCGUCAUCCGGGAGAUUUGUAUACACCUCAAUGGGUGAGAUAUACGGGUCGUUUUAAAGAAGGUUUAUGUGAAAUUUGUGAUCCUGGGAAAUGGUUGCAGUUGAAGAACAGUGCGUUUUGGUACCAUAAACAAUUUUUCCACGGUAUAUCCUCUACAUCCGGUGGUCCCUUUCUACCUCCAAUUGACACGCGCACCAUACUUAUUGAUACCACCGAAGGUCUCUGCCAUCAGUGUAGUAAGUGGAUUCCAUUGAGGAGUAGCAAGCGAAAGAGUUCAAUGUCAUGGUAUCGUCAUGCAUACAAAUGUCAUAUUUACAUUAAGCCCAAGAAGAAUAAUGGUGGGGUGAGCACGAACGUACGAGCGGACGAAGAAAACGGAAAUAUAGCAUAA